This is a messenger RNA of Equus quagga, 6018 nucleotides long. RefSeq names its product regulator of G protein signaling 7 binding protein (gene RGS7BP). Gene Ontology annotation, biological process: G protein-coupled receptor signaling pathway. The record is from RefSeq and is a predicted model, not a curated record. The transcript has 6 exons. NCBI's taxonomy places the organism in Eukaryota, Metazoa, Chordata, Mammalia, Perissodactyla, Equidae. Gene Ontology annotation, cellular component: nucleus; neuron projection; postsynapse. The coding region runs from base 5 to 778 and encodes 257 amino acids.
AUGCAUGAGUUCUGCACCGAAUGGGCGCAAAAAGCGCCCCAGCCGGUCCACCCGCUCUUCGAUCUUCCAGAUCAGCAAGCCCCCGCUGCAGAGCGGGGAUUGGGAGCGCAGGGGCAGCGGCUCCGAGAGCGCCCACAAAACCCAACGAGCCCUGGACGACUGCAAGAUGCUUGUCCAAGAGUUCAACACGCAAGUGGCCCUGUACCGAGAGUUGGUCAUUUCUAUUGGGGACGUCUCGGUCAGCUGCCCCUCGCUCCGAGCAGAAAUGCACAAGACAAGAACCAAAGGCUGUGAAAUGGCCCGACAGGCACACCAAAAACUCGCUGCCAUCUCAGGCCCCGAAGAUGGUGAGAUUCAUCCAGAAAUCUGCAGGCUUUACAUCCAGCUGCAGUGCUGCUUAGAAAUGUACGCCACAGAGAUGCUAAAAUCCGUAUGUCUGCUGGGAUCUCUUCAGUUUCAUCGAAAAGGAAAGGAGCCUGGAGGGGGAACCAAGAGUUUGGAUUGCAAAAUUGAGGCAAGCGCUGAAACACCUGCUCUAGAGGACUCCUCAACAUCCCCCGUAGACAUUCAGCAACAUUCCUGGCAGGUUUCCACAGACAUUGAGAACAGUGAAAGAGACAUGCGAGAAAUGAAAAACCUUUUAAGCAAACUCAGGGAAACUAUGCCUUUACCAUUGAAAAAUCAAGAUGACAGCAGCCUUCUAAAUCUGACUCCCUACCCCCUGGGUAGAAGACGGAAGAGAAGGUUCUUUGGGCUGUGUUGUCUCGUCUCAAGCUAGGCGAUUCCUCCUGGAAACCCACCAUUGGGAAGACCUGAAAAUAUCACAGAACCCAAGGACCUCCAGUCAGCCGCACCACAGUUAUUGGGUUUUGACUAUGUUUUCUAUGCUUCCUUAUUGCUUUGAUCCGCCUCCCCUGCCCUCUUAAAUGAUUUUACAUUUGAAAGCAGCUGCUGUCAAGAAAAAAAAAAGAUUCAAAAAGCAGGCUGUUUUUAAAAAUAUUUUUAAAGCUGACAUUGUGCAUGUCUGCUCCAAACCAUACCAUGACAGAAGCAAGAAUUAUGAUUUUUAAAUUACUUAGAGGUUUUUUUUAAAUGAAUUAUACAGAGAAAAAUUAUUUCAUGUAUGAUAGUAUAUCUAUAGCUCUUGCUGAUCUCAUGUUAACAAUUUAUCAUAUAUGAAAUAAGUCUUUAAACAUAGAAACCUAUUUAAAACUGCAAAACUGUGUUCAAAAAUCCAAUCUAUCAAUAUCAUUAGAAAUAAUAUUAUAAUCAAUCAUAUACCACUUCACCUAUUGCUUUCUCUGCACUCAUUUACAUUUAGUCUUCCAUUCUGUCAGAAUCUAAGAGCUUCAACAUAAGAAUAUCUUAAUUUAUAAUGCAACAAAACCAUAUAUGAAAAGUAUUUAAAUUUUGUAAAUACACAAUAACCCUAAUACCUUCGUACCAUGCAUAUGGGCAACUAAUUUCCUUUUGAUCCAAUGUUGUCUUUUUCAGCUUCUUGAAGAGUGAAGUAAUCCAGUUAGGAAAUGGUGUAAUACCAUAUCCAAUUACCCUCAAAUGUAAAAUUGAAUAUUCUCACAUUUUGUUCUAAUUGAAAUCUGAAGCAUGAUGUCUGCACAUCAGCGUAGUGUUAAAUCUUAUAGGGCAUGCUGGAAUUAGCUCAGAUCGUAAAAAUAUUUAACAUUUUACAUUGUUAAUAAAAUCUUUUUAGUUAAGCUAAGCUUGUCUCAUUUUAGAUGACUAUGCAGAUAUGACUUUUCCAAUGUGUACUUGGUGUCUUGUCUUAUGCUUAGAAUCUUGACAGCAGGACACAUAAGCAAUACUAUAUUUUAGAAAGGAGGAAACCACACGCUUUGUUUUUUGGCUCACAGAUUUGUUGUGAUCUUCCUCCACUAAACUUGUAACAUGGUACAAAUUUUGUUAUAUUUUCCCUUGUUCUUCCUUUGGCCCAUUUCCCAGACAGAAUUUCCCAUGGGGUGAGAAAUCAGACCUUUGGACUUCUCUUGUUUUCCAUAAACUGAAAAAUCCUAAAGUCAGACACGAGGCGCAACUAUCUAGGACAAUAAAAGGAUGAGGUAGAUGCCUAUAAGUGGUUUAUCCAGGAUGCAUCUUUAGUCCCAACCCCAUAGUUUCUCAGUACUUAUAUGCACAGGCAUUUAUACGCCCACCAAUGUUUUGACCUAAAAAGUAAAUAUGUUAAAGCUUUUAGCUUUAGUGAAGAUGAAGAGAGGUAGAAAUGAACUACCAGAAUAAUUAUUGUAUUAGGUUGAAUUAUAUGAAAUUGCUGAUAUUUGAGUGUUUUGACCUACAAAAAUGACAAUUUCAUAUAGUUCAACCUAAUAUCUGAUGUUUGUGGAAAUUAUACUUGGAAUUGUCUUCUGGCUUGAAGUGAAUUGAAAGUGAAGGACUAAAGGGUUGGAAGAGAUCUCAAAAGGCUAUGCAGGUCUCUAUUUACAUUAUACCAGCUGGUUUUUAGCCUUAUUCUUGGAGUCCAGAGUUGUGUUCCAAUGAACUGGUAAUUAACUAAUGCAUGGUUAUAGGGAUGCUUGACUUUUAUAAGAAGUACCCUUGAAAGUUUAUGAAAAAAAAAAAAACAAUUUUCUAAAUCAAAUAUUUGUAAAAACAGUUUGUGGGAAUAUGCUAUUUAAAGACACCUAGGGUAAAUAUUCCCUUGCAAGGCAGGUAACCACUUCCAGAUUUACCUGGUCUGCAAACCCUGAUUUUUGUAAAUCAGGUUUGAUUAAAGCUUAAUAUCCUUUCCUGAAUGUGGUUCAUUUUCAUCCCCUGAGGUUAAAUCACUUCAGGUUCAUUGUUUUAGAAAUUAUAAAGCAGCCCAAUUUGGCACGCUCUCAGCUCCUGUCUCUGCCCUCUCCCACCCUUCCACUAUAUUGAACCCUUAGCUUCAAAUUAGUUCCUACUAAUCCAUGCAAAGUUAUGAACUGAUAAGCCCAACCUUGGUGUUCAGCACGUUAUUCUUAAUGCCUGAGCUAAAUCACUUCUGCUUGGUUAAUUUGUGCUCACUCUCGCCUUAGUCUCAGUGUGAAAGUAACACUUACCUUCUGUGCAAUGUCCUUUGUACAACUGAAGACUGUUAAUAAAUUCAGGUCUCACCUCCGUGUCUGGGAGGGCUAUAGUAGCUAUCCAUGGAGAUGGGAAUUUGUCUAAUUCCCUUGCUGGGCUUUCCAUAGCUAAGGUAAAUAAAUGCAGCCACCUUAUCUUUUAUUCAUAGUGCCUGUUUCCCAGCCUUUGAUCAGUUUUGUAGUUCCUGUGGACACACUCCAAGAUUUAUAGAUCUUCUUUCACUAGCAGGUCCUAAAGUUAAAUUUAGUGCUCAAAGUCUAAUAACCUACACUGGCUCAUGGUUGCAAUAGGUAAUUCACCGUCUCCCAUUUGAUAUGCCAAUGCAUCUCUUUAGGAGCUGACCCCACCCUCCUCUCACCUACCAAAGGACUUUCUCAGGUGUAGUUCCAUGGCAUUUGGUUCUACUGUCUUGGCUUCCUGCUGGUAGUUUGCUCUCAGAUUAGCAAUAACCCUGAGGUGAAACAGAAAAGGAUGCGAACUUUUUCUGGCACACAAUCAUCCAUUUUACCACCAUAUUUUUAAUACCCCACGUUGAUUUUUUUUUUCAGAUUGUAGAGGCAAUAUAAGUUCUUUGUGGGAAAUCUGAAAAAUACUACCAAAUAUAAAGAAAAUAAAAAUCAUCUGAAUCCCACCACAAUCAUAUUCUUUCAAACCACAAUUCCAGGCUUUACAUCAGUUAGUGGCUGGGCCCAAAGGCACUUUUGGAUAAAGUAUGUAAAGAAAUGCCUCAAGGCCAAGGUGUCACUUUAAAAAAUCUGUCCACUAAUGUUUUGCACACAUCUAGGAACGGAUUCACUGCACACUUCUGGUUGCACCAUUGUUCAGGGGUGCAAAGAGGACUUUAGAACUAGCACGGCCUUGAUGCCUCCUCUACUGAAAGCUCUUGAGGAAGCUCUAAAAUCCUGCCAGAUCAUUUUGUUCCUCAGCGCUUUUGUAACAGUUGGGAUACUUACUGUUUGGCAAUACUGCCACCUACUGAAAGCUGGGCUUUAGAGUGAGAUGGGAAAACGAAUACACAGAGGAUAAAAGCAUCUAAUUUCUUUUAGACAGCAAACAAUGCCAGAUUAACAAUGAUCCCACAUGGAAUUUCAGACUCUGGAAGUCUCAAAGUUGAAAGGAUUAAAGAUAUCAUCCAGACUAACUCCCACCCCCAUACACAUACCUAAGCAAUGCCUAUCAUUUCUUUGUGUUCUAGAACAUCACCAAAUGUAAAAUGCUCAACUUUCAGGUAAAUAUAGAUAGGAUGAGAAAAAGCAGUGAUGCUGUUAGCCUAGAAUAAAUCACUAAAAUUGAAUAUAAAGUCCAGAAAUAAACCCAAGAACACAGAAGAAUUGAGAUGACAUUUCAAAUCUGGGAGAAAACCUGGCUUAUUAAGUAAGUUAUAUUGGAAUAACUGGUUAGCCAUUUGUUGGGGGAAAUAUUAGAUCUAUACCUCAUAACUUUCAUCAAAAUAAAUUCUAGGUGAAGUAAAGAUUUAAAUGGUAAAGCACAUAAAUAAACAUAUAAAAGGACUAGCAGGCAAUAUUAAUGAAUGUUUAUGUAAUUUUACUGUGGACAAAAGGCUUUCUAAGCAUGACACCAAAGGAAGAAACCACAAUGGAAAAGAUGGAUGGAUUUGACCAAUUAAAAAUGCAAAACUCCUAUACAGUAAAAAAUAACAAACCAAAUUAAGAGAAAACAAAAUUUGAAAUACAUGCAACAAAGAGUAUAGGUCUCUGAUAUAUGUCAAGAGCUUAAACUCCAUUACCUUUGGGAAGUUUCUAUGAUCUACAGCCCCCUUCCCAGCCAAGUGUUCCCAUUUCAUUCUUUCCUCAUUGUGCUUUUUUCAUUAUUGCUUGUUUAAUAGUCUAUCUCCACUAAACUGGAAGUUCAAGAAGGCCACAACCAUGCCCAUUCUGCUAACUGUCAUAUCCUCAAAUCUAACACAGUGCUAGAUGCAAAGCAAACACUGAAAACAUGUUUACUGAAUGAGUGAGUAAUGAAUGCACGAGUAAAUGACAUUUUAUGACUCAAAAAGAAUCAAACUUUCCAGUAGAAAAUUGAGCCAAGAACAAAGACUGGCAAUGUACCAUAAAUUAAAAUAAUGCACUAAUAAUAAGUAUGAAAAUAUUUGAAAAUACUAGUAAUCAAAAAAUGUGAAUUAUUAUGAUAACUCCUUUUUAUGUAUCAGAAAGGCAAAGGGUAUAAAGAAUUAAAGUUCCCAGGGACAGCAAGGAAGUGUGGAAAUAAACAUUCUCUCACAAAGUCAACAAGAGUGUAAAUUCAUUUGACCCUUCUGGAAAAUAUUUUGGCAAUAUAGUUUUAGUGUAUGCCAAGUAAUUCCACUUUAGGGAAAUUCUCUUUAAACGGAUCAGAAAAAAAUGAACUAAGAAACCUUCAUUCAUUGUUCAAAAAGUAUAUGCAGGAAAGAAAGCUUACAGCAGCAUUAUUUGGAGGAAUGGAAAAAAUGUAAAUAAGCCUACAGUAUAGUGUUGGUUAAAUAUAGUAAAACCUUUCAAUGGAAUACUGUGCACCAGUUAAGAAUAAGCACCAUAUGUAUAUUUAUUGAAAUGAACAAGCUAUAUUGUUAAAUGAAAAAGGAAGUUACAGAAUAUCUAUAGUGUGAUCUCAUUUAAAAUAUAUAUAUAUAUACACGUGUGCAUUAGAGUUGGAAAGGAUAUUUGCUAAAAUGUUAACAGCAUUUAUCUCUGGGAGGUGAGAUUUGGAGCAAUUAUAUUUUCUUUUUGCAUAUCUGUAAUUUCUGAUUUUUCCACAAUGAGCAUGUAGUAUCUGUAUAAUUUUUUCAGGGAAUAAAGAACAAUGUUCACAAUAUGUAUUAAAUGAAAAACACAUGUUAUAAAACAGUAUGUAUAGUAUGACACAAUAUUUGUAAAAAAGAAAAUUAUAUAUAAAUAUAUCUAUGUAUGUAUAUAUAUAUGCAUAAGAAAGCUAGAAGGA